UUUUUUUUUCCCCCUCCCAGGAUUUUUUUCUUCUUUUUUCUUUUUAAGAGAGAGAGGGAGGGCAGAGCCUCGCUUCUCCCCCCUUCUUUCACUCUCUCGAUCUUUUUCUUUUUAUUUUUGCUUCCCUUGGGGGUAGAGGGGCACGCGAGGAAAAAAAAGUAAAGGAAUAUGAUUGCUUCGUGGCUGACUUUCGCCUUGCUUUGUGGAACUUUCUGUGCAGGACCGGGCCAUGGGGAGGCUGAGACAAGGGAAUGCAUUUACUACAACGCCAACUGGGAGUUGGAGAAGACCAACCAGAGCGGCGUGGAGCGCUGCGAGGGAGAGAAGGACAAGCGGCUCCACUGCUACGCCUCCUGGAGAAACAACUCAGGCUCCAUCGAGCUGGUGAAGAAAGGCUGCUGGUUAGACGACUUCAACUGUUAUGACAGGCAGGAGUGCGUAGCCACAGAAGAAAACCCUCAAGUGUUUUUCUGCUGCUGCGAGGGCAACUAUUGCAAUGAGAAAUUUACCCAUUUGCCUGAAGUCACUGGCCCAGAAGUCAUAUAUGAGCCGCCGCCGCCAACGCCCUCCCUGCUCAACAUCCUGGUGUACUCGCUGCUCCCCAUCGCUGUCCUCUCCAUGGCCAUUCUCUUGGCCUUCUGGAUGUACCGUCACCGCAAGCCUCCCUAUGGGCAUGUCGACAUUAAUGAGGACCCCGGCCCACCACCCCCUUCUCCCCUGGUUGGCCUAAAGCCUCUGCAGCUCUUGGAGAUCAAGGCGAGGGGACGCUUUGGCUGUGUGUGGAAGGCUCAGCUGAUGAAUGACUACGUAGCAGUGAAAAUCUUCCCUAUUCAGGAUAAGCAGUCUUGGCAGAGUGAGAGGGAGAUUUUCAAUACUCCUGGCAUGAAGCAUGAAAACCUUUUGCAAUUUAUCGCAGCAGAGAAAAGAGGGACAAACCUAGAGACAGAGCUCUGGCUGAUCACAGCUUUCCACGACAAGGGCUCUCUGACGGAUUACCUGAAGGGCAAUAUUAUCAGCUGGAAUGAGCUCUGCCAUGUUGCAGAAACAAUGGCCCGUGGCUUGUCCUACCUUCAUGAAGAUGUCCCUUGGUGCAAAGGUGAAGGACACAAACCUGCUAUAGCACACAGGGACUUCAAGAGUAAAAAUGUCUUGCUGAAGAACGACUUGACGGCAGUGCUAGCCGAUUUUGGACUAGCUGUACGGUUUGAACCUGGGAAACCUCCAGGGGACACUCAUGGACAGGUGGGAACAAGGAGGUAUAUGGCUCCCGAAGUGUUAGAGGGAGCAAUCAACUUCCAGCGAGACGCCUUCCUGAGAAUAGACAUGUAUGCAAUGGGACUGGUGUUGUGGGAGCUAGUCUCCAGAUGUAGAGCAGUUGAUGGUCCAGUGGAUGAAUACAUGCUGCCUUUCGAAGAAGAAAUAGGUCAGCACCCAUCCCUUGAGGACCUGCAAGAAGUGGUGGUUCACAAGAAGAUGCGCCCUGUGUUCAAGGAUCACUGGCUGAAACACCCCGGCUUGGCGCAGCUCUGUGUGACCAUCGAAGAGUGCUGGGACCACGAUGCGGAGGCUCGGCUCUCGGCGGGCUGUGUCGAGGAGCGCAUUGCGCAGAUCCGCAAAUCCGUAAACGGCACUACCUCGGACUGCCUCGUCUCCAUCGUGACGUCCGUCACCAACGUGGACUUGCCGCCCAAAGAGUCUAGUAUCUAAGUCCUGGUUCACUUUUGUCUUUCCAGACUCAGUGGAUUUAAAAAAAAAAAAAGUUUAAAAAAAAACCCACACAAAAAAAAACAAAAACACAAAAAUCCAACAAACACAUGAAUGCAGCUGCUAUUUUAUCUUGACUUUUUAUUAUUAUUGUUAUUAUUAUUAUUAUUAUUUUUUUGGAUUGGAUCAAUUUUACCAGCACAUUGCUCUACUGUAUUAAAAAAAUGGACAUUUCAGCAAGCAUUCAGGUGCCGACUAAUGAAUGCAGAAAAGGUGCAGGUACCUCAGAACCUCAACAAACUCACUUCAGUUGUUUUUGUUUUAUUCAGUUUUCUGGGUUUCUCUUUAUCGGUCUGUCUUCUGAGCGGAGCAUCUGUGACGUAAAGGAAAACCACCUACCAUCUUAGAAAACGCAAUGCUGCAAACUGUGGAGGAAACUUAAGACUGUUAUAUAAAGAAUACACCUUCCUCAAAAGGAUUUUUUUUCCCCAUUUUGUUUUGGUUUUGGGUUCAGUUCCUUUUUUUUUUUUUUUUUUUUUGGAAGUGAGCUUCAAAAAAAAACAGCAGAUGUGUCUUUUACGGAUCUAACGGGUGUCAUUGUAACAUGGAAAAAAAAGUAACUGGGCGGAGAAUGUUAAUUCUUGAUGGUAGAAUUGAAGGGGGGAGCGUAGAAUAGGGGUGGGGAGAGUGACGUUGGACUUGGCAGCAUUUGGGGAAACAUCAUUUGCUAUGGAGCUACUUCUCAGGUAACCAUUAGAGGAGGGGAAGGACAUUUCUGGGCAGAGUAUUAACAGCUGCAGUGUACGGAGAAAGCCGAGUUAAAGAGCCAAUAGUUGUAAGCAAGGCACUAGUUCUUUCUUCCUCCACUGUCUUGGGCUUGGGUGGUAAAAGAACAAAGCAGAACUAUAAUUACCUUUUUAUUUUUCGACUCCAGAUAGUAAUGGGAAGGACGCUUUUAAGCAGUGUAAUUGGAAGAGGUGGGAAAGUGUGUUCUCAGAAGCACUUUGGUAAAAUAUUGGUAGAUGGGAAAAUUUUUGCAUCUCGCUGUAAGUGCAAGUCAGUUCAGGAAAUUCGGCCUUGGGGUUGAUUAUCUGUCAGCCCAAGCUACUGGUGCAGAUGGUGAAAAGAGAAGAAGUGUGAAAACUGGCUCUAUAAUUUAUUAUUUUUUCCUUAUUAAUUUGGGGCUGGGGGGGGCGGAAAUACCUGAACCGGUGGUAGAUGGCUCCUGUAGCAUCCGAGAAGCCUAUGAACUGCCCAGUUGCAGGUUGCAGAGGCAGCUGAGCAGCAGCAGUGAUUAUCGCAGCAUCUCUCCAACUGGUUUCUUUGACGCUGCUUUCUCCUUACUCUGUGACGAAACUCUUUUGUCUUAAAGUGGUGCAUAUUCUAAAAUACCGUUACUCUUAUUAUGCCAUAAACUCGCUCUAGUCAGUGAAUGUUCCUAAUGCUGCUGAUUCAACAUUGAAAUAUUUUUUUAAUUUGCAAAACAUGCAAUGUUUAAAAAAAAAACUAAAAAAAAAAAAACCACAAAACACACACACACACACGUUACGUGGCUUCCGAGGUUUAAACUGAAAAAAAUUAAAAACUUCAUGACCACAGACCACCUCAAACCAGAAAUACCUCAGAAUUUUCUACUUGUAUGAGUUUUAUUAUAUAUUUUGUUAGUUGUGUUGUCUUGUAGUAAGUAUAUUUUAAUGUAAGUUGGCUUUUAUGACAAGGGAGUUUUAAAAAAAGAAAAAAAAGAAAAAAAGUUCCAAAAUCUUUUAGGAAGUGCUACCAUUUUUUUUUUUGUUUUAUAAAGCACCAUUGUAAAUAACUGUAUACAGUUGUAGAAUAACUGCCUAUAUAAGGUACCUGGGCAUUAUUCACUCUUAUUUGUGAAGGCUGUUUCCAUUCUGUGUUAUUUUUUUGGUCUGUUUUAGUGAAAGGACAGUACAUCUUUUUUUUUCUUUUUUUUUUUUAUUAUUAUUUUUAUUUUUUUUACUUUGACUAUAACAUGAAUUCUGUGUCUUGCUAGACUGACAAAGUUAUGUCCAUUGGAUGGCCAGAACUUCUAAAUUUUUCUUUGUGUUAAGCCAAAAUGCAGUCCUAAACUAAUCACCCUGUAAUGAAAAUGUAAAAAGUCUGUAUUAUAUAAACGAAUUGGACUUCUUGCCACUGCCAAAUUAUCAGCGUGCACCCUUGCACAGAUAUAAUUUAUUAAGCAAACAAAAUCACUAAUUGGAGAAAAUAUAAAGAAAAUUGAAAUAUAUUUCUUGAAAAAUAUAGCUUUAAAACCUAGAGGUCACAAAUGAGGACACGGUCCUUUAUCUUGAAGAGACAUUAAGAUAAUUGCCUUAAUUUGUCUAUCUGAAUAAAGUCUUAACCUAUUCUUUCAAGUUACUGAAUGUAUAUUGCAUAUUAGUAUGUACACACAUGUAACUGUAUUUCCGUGUGUAGGUUUGGAAGUUUCUGUUUCUUGAUGUGCUUCUGUUGAGAACACCUUGGCAAAACCAGACAGAACGAUACCAUUUUGACCCAGCCGAUGUCCCUGGUGGUGGUUGGCAUCUUUGGGCCCGAUGCUGCAACAUACCUAUGCUUAGCAUUAAGCGUGUAUGUAGCUCUUCUGGUGUCAUGACAUUAGGCACUCACUUAAUGUUAAGCAUGGUCAUAAAGGUUUGCAGGAUCAGUAUUUUUCAUGUUUAAUACAUUUCUGCACUGAGAUUUAUAUUAAAAUGUGACUAUGUUUUAGAAGUGAAGUGAUGUAGGGGUUGGGGUGGAGCGUAGAGCAGUUAAGAUUGAGUGAAUACUUGUUUCGAGGUGGGCUUGCUCCCAUUUCCCUGGGAAUGGGAGCCAGUUCAUAUUGCUGCAGAAAGAAAAAAGCUGUACUGUCUUUUAACUGUUAAUAUCUGUUUGCUGUUCUGGAUUUUUUCCUUCAGCAUUAUGUAUUAUGGCUAAAACAGGCUUAUUACAGCAGUUGCUUUUUUAUCCUGAUUUCUUUAAGAAGCUUUAAAGUAUUUAUUGAAAGUGCCAUAUGAUUUUAAUAGCCUAUUAGACAGUCUCUGAAAUCUUCUCUUUUGAGAAAGCAUAAACAAAAAUUCUCACGUGUAGCUUAUCUUACUGCGGGGAACUGCACGACCGUACAAACUUUGACCAAAUGUUGAUUGUAAAGUACUACAUCUUCCCUGGUGUAAUGGUUCCUUAUAGAUCAUCUUGUCAACAGGAUUCAGAAACUGAUUUUAAAAAGAGUUUCCAAAUUGCCUGUGUACUCAGUUACAAAUUUAAAUGUAUGUAGGUAUGUGUGUCUUGCUAUCGCAGCAGAGAAGGAAAUCCUGAACUUUUGUUUAUUUACAAAUUUGUACCAGUUUAGCUAAAGCUGUUCUUUUAAACUGGUAUUUAUUUAUUUUAUUAAUGAAGACAAGCUCUGAUGAACUUACUGGUCUUUCAGCACUUGAGCUGUCAAGCACGUAGUUUCCUCAACGCUAAUCUAGCAUUUGAACUCUCAUUGACAACAUGAUUUUGGUUCUGUUCAGUACUGCAGAGGCUUUUUCUAAGUCAGCAAUUGGGCACGUCCAUAGGUGUAGCUGUAAUAAACAUUUGGGGCUCUUUUCCUCUUAACACUCCCUUGAAUAUGAUGGGUACAACAGCUCUUGCGUUACUUCCCAAGCACUACAUUUCACUUGCCAUUCAGACUUAGAAGAAGUAGCUCUUCAAAUACUUUGCUGCAGAAUUUUGUUGUUGACCUUCCUCUCUUGCAUGGCAGUUCUUAGGUGAAUAUUAACCUUGAAUGUCCUGGGUAAAAAUUCUCCUUGACUUCAGGAGCCAGGAUUCCCCUCUCUCUGGUGUAACUCCCUUUAUGAAUUUAUUGCACAGGCUGGGCUGGUUUCCUAGGUAGAGGAAGUUUGAGUUCACAUUUUGAAACUGGAAAUGCCAGAGAAACUAAAAUUGCUUUUUUUGAGAUGAGAGCACUGUGACUUGCUAAUGAAAUUGCAUUAGUACAGCAAGGCUGGAAAUUGUAUGUGGCUCAUGUUGACAUACAGGUGCAUGUUAUAAGAGAUGGCUAUAAACCAGUCUAACCAUCAGUUAAAUAGCAGCAGGCUUAUAGAUUAUGAUCAAGGAUUUUAGCUAGUCCUGAUCAUAAAGUUUUCUCUAUUGAAGACAAAAGAAAACCACUUUUUAUUCUGCCUCGUUCUUCAGCUGAAAUUCUCUUACAGAACAUACUAUGCUAGAUAAGGUUACACCUAUGGAAAUGCUGAGAUCUUUGUGUAUGUUUGUUUCGAAGAGAAGGUCCAUGAGUGCCCCCCAGUAACUCCACUGCAUUUUUCUUGGGUCUUCUGACUCACUGCUGUUCCCACUUGUUAUUGGUUUCGGUAGAAGCAGCAGAAGCCGUGGGUCCACUCAGUGCAACGUUGCUGGUGGGUAUUUCCAGGUUGGCUGGGUCAGGCCUUGCCACUAGGAAUCCUGAUCCCCCUUAAUAUCACAGCACAGAAACUGGGGAACACACGUUUUAUUCCUCGUGUGCUACUUUCUAGGCAGACUGUCAGAACUUGCCCUGUUCUGCAGGGGAAUGAUCUGGUUUCGCUCAGUAUGGGAGAAACUCUUAUUGCAGAGGAAGGUGCUGGUUGAUAAUGUUGUGACAGUGCUGUUGUUGCAGUCCUCUUCAAGCCACACUCCGCUUGAGAAGUUGCUAAGCAGGAAGUGUCCCGCAAACUAUUAUCACUUUUACAUACAGAAUAUUGUUUGGUAACAUUGUAAAUAAAAUAGACUAUAUAAUAGAGGAGAAUAAGGACAUUUUGACUUUUUUACUUUUGGAAAAAUAUAUAUAUAUAUAUUUUAGUUACAUAUACAAACAAAAAUUCUACAUUGUGUGAGAAUUCUUUUAUACCACAAAUUAUUUUUGUAAUGUCUAAUAUGUUUCUUCAGGGAAAAGGGAGAAAGGUCUGUGUACGCACAGCAAAUAAAUAAAUAAAUAUAUAUAUAUAAUGUUUAAAUUAAGCGUGCACUACAUCAAAGUCUAGAGGAUAGAACAAGUUUAGCCUGAAACCAGUUUGAGGAGCAAGUUUGGAUGUACUUGGACAUGCUUUGAGGAUGGCACCGAGUAUAUGUUUAGGUUAUCUUGCAUGUCGCAUCCCUUCUGCUAAAGAUGCUUACUGCUUUUCUGUGACCAUCUUCAGUUUAAACAGGAAGAGUUUUUUCAUGUAUUCAUGCGAGUAUCCAUGUGUGAGCCGUGUGUCUUUUGGCAUAUGCCGUGAUACUGCAGUGAGUUGUGAAGUCAGGGUGUUAAGAAUUUACCGAGACCAAAUAGCCAGGCUGAUCUCGCUCGCCGACGUAUCUGUUUAUAGCAGCUGUGUCUGCUGCAUUGACAAUAUGAUCUGUAAGGAGCUGUUGCCAGUAGAGUCCUGAUAAAACCAAUUCCUAGAAGUUCCUUCCCUCUCAAGUGACACAACUAAUCAGGCUUCACCAGAACACGCAGAUAUGUGCUCUGUGUUCCCAACGUCAGAUUUUAUGGUCUGGGUCAGAGGCACUAAAGAAAAGGAGCACUGUCAUGUCCAAAGUCCCACUUAGAAAAAGAGCAUUCCAAAUUUGCAUAACCAAUCCAAGGUAUUCUAAAAGUAUUAAAGAUAAAUGACUUAAAAUGUAUUCUUUUCACUUAAGCUAACUUUUCCCAUUGGACCUAAAAUGCACUCUGGUCUUUUUGGUUCCCUUAACUUCAACAGCAUGGUGUCAGCGGGGUAAGAAUUACUGAAAAAAGCUUUAAACCAAACAAUACAUUGUGCUACCUUGAAGCUGGUUUGACAGUGUGCCUUUUGAAAUUAGCGCUUAAAGGACUUCGAGCAGGCUUCUGUAAUUGCCGAGUCCUACAUCUGUGUUCUUGGUGAAGUCCUGGCCCUGUGGAAGCCAGGGGGAGACUUGCCAUCGAAUUCUGUGGGACCACGAGUGUGUGUGUGUUCCUGGAGCACUUUCUAAACAUACCUGGUCCCUUACUUACAUGGGACUUCUUUUUUAAAACUCUAGUUUUAGGGUGACGCUCGGUUCCCUGACUGAAGUACUAACCUAUCAAGUAAGCAGUAAUCCUUUUUGUCAGGACGCUUCCACAGAAAGAGAUCAUACUUGUGUUAUGUCCAUCCAGCUGUUCUGAAAUGUAAUGCUGUUCUGUUGUGCCUUUAUUUUUCCAUGUAAAAGCAACUGCUGUAAGCUUUUUUUUUUUCUUUUACUAGUUUUUUCUGUCUGAAAAAACACUUUUCAUUGCCCAGCUGUUAUUUCUGGAUGCAGUCUGUGAUCCAGGUAUUUCAAGAACCAAUUACCUCAAACCUCAUGUUAAACAGUGUUGCUAUCUGGAUUCUCCUUGAUACUACAAUAUUGUAACAUACACAAACAGGAACCUUGCUAUAUAUGGGUGUUUAUAUAUAUGUAUCAUAUACAUAUAUACACGUAUAUAUAUGAUAUAUAUAUGUAAAUGGAAAGUGAUCCCCAAGGACUGAAGGAAAAAAGCAAAACUUUUUUGUUUUCCAAUUGAAACCAAAAGGGCUUCUCUGAAGCUCUAUAAUGGCAUUGUGCUGGAUACAUAUCAAGAAAGUGUUUUCUGAAAAGUGCUUCCUUUGUUAACCUUUUAUUUCAGUAUUUUAAUGGGGCAGAUGAUGUGAUUAAAACACUAUUUCUGCAUUUUUUGGCCCAUUUUGAAGGAGAGGCCUCUUAAUCUUUCCAGUUGUUAAAAAACAACAACAAAAAAACCCUCAGUGUACAACAUUCCAGUAAGGUUUAGUAUUGCAAAACUAAAGCAUGUUCUGGGAAGACUUCAUAGCUUCUGUUUUUGUGAAAAGGAAGGCAUUGGCCAUACUUUAUUCAACUUUUCCACUGUUUUGAGGAACUGGAGUUUAACCAGUACCCAUCCUAGUCAAUUAAAAUACUAAUUCAGUAGUCACUGGCAUCUCUGCAUUGCCAUCCCUGUUAAAACACCCCCCCCAAAAAAACCCCAAACCAGCCCAAACCAAAAAUCCAACCAUGACAGAGGAGUAGGAGGAGGAGGUUGGAGCAUUUCAUAGCUCCUGAAGGUGAACUUAGCACCACAGCAACUUUGUGGAUAGCAAAAAACUUGUUGGCAAGACCUAGAACCUGUCUGGCCCUUUCCUUUUUCCAACUACCUUCUUGCAAGAACCUUCUCAUAAAAGCAGACCUUCAACCACAGCGACUUCUCCUUAAUGGUACUUUCCUGAAGAGAAUUCUGUUCCAGAUAUAUUUUCUGGGGAAAAACAAAAAGUUAGACCAUUCUUUUCAUUAACAUUUUACUGUACACAUUCCCCUCCCAAAUGUCUGUUUUUAAAAAAUGUAUCCAUGUAGCUGACGUAACAUUACGGUCUGUAUUUUACUUGGACAAAAUAGUAGCCUUCCAUCCCAAUAGUAAUGAAUUUACUAUUACUAGUAACUCAAUUAAUUAAUUACUAGUAAGUAAUUGUUAGUAAUUAAUUUACUAUUACUAAAGGAAGAAAAGGAGAUGUUUCUCUUCCCCCGUUUUUUCCUUGACUCUCAAAUGUUUCUAUGGCUAUUGAUGGUUUAUGAUUAUCUUUGGUAAAUCAUUUACAAAAGUACUAAAAUCUCCCAGAAGGAGGCAUUUUGCAAUGCUGCUGGCCUUCCAAUGGAGUAACCGUGAUGCAAAAGUCAAUCUGUUGGUGGAUGAGAAUUGAAGGAGGUGGUUACUGCAAACUAAGUAACAUUCUUGACCUCAAUUCUAUGCCAUAAGUCCGCACAAUGCCAUUGUCAAUCUGCUCAAACUAUCUGCUUAUGAAUUCUGCAUGAUCCUCAUGAUAGAGUUGAAAGCCUGAUCUUUCACCUGUUAAUAUUUUCACAUUUGUCCUUAAGUUUGACAAAUUUUAUACUGUAAAGUUGACUUAAGUACAGUUUGAUGUCAAUUCUUGUGGAAAGAGCUUUCUGCAUGUAACAUUAGACACAUACAGUUAAACAACACAGCAUAGUACAAAACUCACAAGAAAAUGUUUUGGCACCAGCAGAAAGAAAUCUCACCCUAACCAUUUGUCAUUUUAAACCAUCUUAUUGUAAGUUUUACCAGCUACUUCUAAAUUUGUGCUUUAUUUAAAGAAAUAAAAUAAAAAUCCUAAGACUUGUCUAGCGUAGUGAAAUAUGUGUAUAUCAGUUUUAGGAUAAAUAGCUAAGUCUUAUUACGCUGUGUUACUUAACUUGUAUAUAUAGAGUAUACAUAAGAGUUUGCAGUAACCUGUUUCUCCAGGAUUUCCAGUUUGAAUGGACUUAAACUCAAACUAUGAAAUUACGUAAAUGAUUUAGAAGAUUGCAGAAUAAACUGAGUGUAAAUUACAGGAAGCUCUAUCAGAUGGUGAAAUAAUUUUUAAAGAGUCUUUUGGUCCUUGGCUCAAAUUCAAUAAGUACUGUUUGUAUACCAAGAUAUGUGAAAUGUAAAUGUUGUAGGUUAUAUUUCACUCUUGUAGCUAUAAAAAUGUAGAACAGAGAUAGCUUGUACUACUGAGUUAACAAAAGUUAUACUAAAGUAUCCUGUUAAAGAAAAAAGUAUUCAGAGAGUUAAGCUCGUUGCUGUAACCCCUUUUGGAUUGAAGUGUGCUGAUUUUUUAUAUAUAUAUAUUUUAUAUAUAUAUAUUCUGCAAAAGUAUAUAUAUAUAAAAUGUAUACAUAAAAUGGCCUAAUGCAGACAUCCAUUGUAUUGCAGUUAUGAAGACAUUUUGGAAAGAACAUUGUAUCAUAGUUCAUGAAUUUGCAGUGGAUCUUUGUUCCUUUUUACUGUGGUAUUUUAGAAAUGAGUCUCAAGUUUGAAAUUAGAUCUGCCAAGUUGGAGUUUUGCUGCUUCAGCUUUGCACUGGGUGUCUGAAUAAACCAGUAUGAAUGUAGUAUUUGCCCUGUGUGAAGCAGCUACACCCCAACAGAUAGGAGGAAAAAAACUAGAAAGAACUAUUUCAAGUUUAUCUUUUUGUAUAUGAAAAUAAACAGUAAAUUACAAAUAA
This is a messenger RNA of Harpia harpyja (harpy eagle), 10670 nucleotides long. RefSeq names its product activin A receptor type 2B (gene ACVR2B). Bases 169 to 1707 code for a protein of 512 amino acids. The record is from RefSeq and is a predicted model, not a curated record. The transcript is spliced from 11 exons. Gene Ontology annotation, molecular function: activin receptor activity; ATP binding; activin binding. Gene Ontology annotation, cellular component: activin receptor complex; plasma membrane. NCBI's taxonomy places the organism in Eukaryota, Metazoa, Chordata, Aves, Accipitriformes, Accipitridae. Gene Ontology annotation, biological process: protein phosphorylation; activin receptor signaling pathway; cellular response to growth factor stimulus.